AGCCGCUGUCGCCUCUCUGUGUGUGUUACACCGUGUGUCUGUGAGCGGUGUUGAUAAUUCCGCCGCGGGUGUCAGCAGGUGAAGGCAGCGCGGUUGUCGGCGGACAGGAGGGGGAAGUGUUGUCACUGAGUCUGCAGCUCUCCUCCAGCAGUCAUGGCCGGGAUUAAAGCUCUCAUCAGUCUGUCCUUCGGAGGGGCCAUUGGUCUCAUGUUUCUCAUGCUUGGAUGUGCUCUCCCUGUGUACGACAAAUACUGGCCUUUGUUCCUCCUCUUCUUCUACAUCCUCUCUCCGAUCCCUUACUGCAUCUCGCGGAGGGUGAUUGACGACACAGACUCGGCCAGUAACGCCUGCAAAGAGCUGGCCAUCUUCCUCACGACGGGCAUCGUCAUUUCAGCCUUCGGCCUGCCCAUCGUCUUCGCAAGAGCUGAAGUUAUUGCCUGGGGGGCGUGUGCGCUUGUGCUAACGGGUAACAUAGUCAUCUUCGGGACAAUCCUGGGCUUCUUCCUCGUCUUCGGCUCCAACGACGACUUCAGCUGGCAGCAGUGGUAAAGCAGCAGAGGGAGGGAACGGGGGGGGGACCUUAGUCUGAACUGUUUUUAUUAGCAUUAUUAUUAUAAUUAUUAUUAUGGUAUUACUGUUUGGUUAUUGUUGUUGUUAUUUAUAUGAUGACCACCACCCAUCAAUAGACUCACACCAAACCAGUGCAAUACGUUGUUUUUCUUUUCUGUUUUUACUGCCUGCAUCAUGUUGAACUGAAACUAUGGUGGGACGGAAAACUGACUCUCACUUUUUAAUCAUUCCACGUUUUGAAUUUUGCUCUCUGACUUCUGUGCGUCAGUUUUCGUUUUUGAGCAACGCCAAACAACUUCUUGCGUUAUCUGUGAAACUAAUCAAAAACAGACACUAAAAUUCAAUCUCACCAAAAGGACAGGGUCAGUGUCUGUGGCUUCUAUUUUGUCCCAAUUAGUUAAUUCACUGAAAAUGCUGUGAAUAAGCUUCUUUUUUUCCCCACUAUGUUGAGAGUGAGACUACAUCCAUACUACUACAGCUGGUGUCCUCGCUACUACGGAGUUUUAGUGCUGCUUAAAUGGAGACUUUGGAAACUCUACCGGCUGUUUUCUUUUGACGUGAGUUUAUUUAUUUUCGUCACACUAAAGGGCACAAAUGCAGCUGAUAGAUUCUCAGCUUGUUGUUUAUGUUCUGCUAAAAUCACUAAGCUGUGAAACUUGGCGAACAAAUCUAGAGGAAAGAUGUGUGUUGUGAGAACUGGGCUUCACUGCCACCAACCAUACACAACCUUCAGACCUUUUAAAAUGUCACUUAAAUCUGCUGUCCCCCCAAAAAUGUGAUCGCUCUCUCUGUUUCUAGUCACAUGAAAUAAGGCAGCGGCCCUCAGAGGUGUUUGUUUCCUCUCAUCGCAGAGAAGAGGAUUAUAUUCAAACAGCCUGACGGCCCCUGCAGAGAUCAAAUUAAACUGACUCUGUGAUUUCCCAGGUGCCAACAGGAUGCAGGCUGCUUAUUCAUUCGUGUUGUUUCGCAUCUGAUAGCUUCCUCAAACGACUGCGUUAGCGUCGCGGUGUCAGGUCAAGAGAGCACGGAAAGCCUGCGGUGGCUGCCAGCUAGUGCGGGAUAAGCUGGAGGUCAUCAGGCAAGCAACAGUAUAAGACCUGGGCUACUUAUAAAGACGGUCAGCUGCUAACAGCCCUUAAGCUUUUAAAUGUGACUCCCGUGUUUGGACUCCUUCAAAGUAAAAGAAUCCAGACGCUCUAUGUUCAUUAAUUUAACACAUUAGGUCCAGAUUCUGAGUUCAUGCCGUCACUUUUCCUCACACCAGCAUGACCCGGAUCAAAAACACAAGUUAUGUCUCAUUAUUUCUUUAAAUUUUCAAGUUUUUUGUUUUAUUUCCUCUUCCUGUGUGAAGGAAAUGUGUAUUUUGUUUUGUUAAAUCUGUUCUGGGAUCAGUUUGUUGCAGCUCUCCUGUCAUUAUGUUUAACUGAAUUAGCGUCGGCUAAACGCGGAUUAAUGCAUCUGCUGCCUCGUCGAAGCACUGUUGAGUCGAGUGUCGAACAAGUUAGAUUUUUAUUUCUGUGGAUGUUGUUUGAAAAUGUGUUCUCUGGAAGAUCUUUUAAACAAAUGUUUAGAUUUUAUUUUGUCCUUUUCAAGAAGUUUUUGUCACUUUGGGCUGCAACUAAUUCAUUCGCAGGUUAUAUCUUCGAUCAGUUGAUUUAUAAAUUGGUCCAUAAAACAUCUACAAAAAAAAAAAAACCACGGAGCACAAGGGGACGUCAUCAAGGUUCUUGUUUUGUUCAACCCCUAAAAUAUUUAAUUGAUUUUCAUUUUAGACAAAGAAAAGCAGCAAAUUCUCACAUUUUAGAAAUUGGAGAAAUCAAUUUUUAACGACAGUGUUGCUAGAAAAAAUGUCAAAGGAUGAACUGAUCACCAAAACAGUUGCUUAUCAAAGUGAUAAAUCGUUGCAGCUCUAUAUUAUAUUUUUGUAGUUGGGUUUCCAUACACAGCAGAUUUCCAAUGGAAGUUUUGUAUUGUGUUGAAGACGCUCACAGUUUUCACUGUCUGUCCCACAGUUACUGUAAAAUUUCAAAUUUUAAACCCUCUUUUCAUGAUUUUUACAAACACUCAUUCAUUUUACAAAACUUGCUUUUAGGGUUUAGUUGAAAAUAAGGUAAAAUACAGGAUGUUCAUUCACUUUGAUGCUGAGAAGUAGAAGUCAGCGCAUGUGGGAGCCAGGAGGUGAUUAAACAAGGAGCGUAAAGUUAAAAACUCUGCCAGAAAUGUAUGGUUUUACAGUAAACCAUUGUUUAUUUGGAAGUUACUGAAGUACAAAUACCAACGAGCCAAGACGUUAAGACAGGAAACUGUUUUUCAUGUUGCAGUUGAUAAGUGAAUUUAACUUAGUGGAGCCAAGAAGUCAAGGAAAUGAAACUAAAAAGUAAGUUUCAUUAUAACUCACCAAAAAAAGUAUUGAUGAUAACCUCCCAGCUCGAGCGGCACAAACAUGAGAAUCCUUCAAAGUUCCUUUAAAGUGAACUUUUACCAGUUUUGACAUUCUGCCGUGGUCAACUUUAACUUUUCAGUACGUGAAAAAAACACAAAAUAAAAACUAUUGUCAAGGAGAGAAAUCUGCAGAGGGAACCCACGACUCCAACUUUGACCUGACGACUGUUUCUCAGCACGAUGAACCAACGUUAACCGUCCACGCUGUGUUGGAAUAUUUCCUGUGUGGCACCUGAUUCUUCCAGAGAUCAUAACCUCAGCGAAGGCAUUGAUUGUAUUGAAAUGGCGGCUUUUUGGUUUCUGUUGAAAACAAACAGUAUUUAAAUGUUGAAAACUACUGACAUGAUUUGUGCAUGUUUUUUUUAUUUAUGUGACACCACUUUUGAAUCUAAAAGAAAAAGCUCUUAACAGUAGAUUUACCCUCUGGUGGUCGGGGAGCCUGUCUGUGAGCAGGGGGACUCCAUAUUGUUUCCUGAGGUGUGAACAUCUGUAUGAAUUUAAAUUUGUCAAAUGUUCUCUGACUUUCUGUUCCGUGUUCUGAAUCAUCUCCCUGGUGGGACGCAGUUUCUCUCUGACUUUCUGUUCUGAAGACACAUUUUUUUCUUUUUCUCACAGAUUUGGGAGGAUGCUGUAUUUAUUUAUUUGAACGGAUGCGUUGCCAUUUUCUAUCUACAACUCUUAUGUUAAUGAAGCAGAAGUCAACAGGGUGGUUUUCCUUCUUUCUUUUUUUUUUUCUUUUUUUUUAAAUAAACGCCAUUUUUGAACAUGCUC
Paralichthys olivaceus (Japanese flounder) is the source of this 3783-nucleotide messenger RNA. RefSeq names its product leptin receptor overlapping transcript like 1 (gene leprotl1). The record is from RefSeq and is a predicted model, not a curated record. Gene Ontology annotation, cellular component: endosome. Gene Ontology annotation, biological process: late endosome to vacuole transport via multivesicular body sorting pathway; negative regulation of growth hormone receptor signaling pathway. Lineage: Eukaryota; Metazoa; Chordata; Actinopteri; Pleuronectiformes; Paralichthyidae.